AUGUCAUCAGCAAAUGAUACACCGAUUUGGACAAUUGAUGGUAUUCCUUACUUGUCUUUCUCCUCUAAAGCAGUAUGGAAUGCUGUUAGGAUUUCAAAUCCAGUAAAAUGUUGGGCACCACUUGUGUGGCACAAAGCUACCAUUCCAAAGCAUGCACUAACUUCAUGGUUAUUUAUACUUAAUCGCAAUCCUACUCUUGAUCGUCUGUCUACUUGGGGUUUCGAUAUUGAUUUGGACUGUCUCUUGUGCGGUUUGGCCCAAGAAUCGCGAAAUCAUUUGUUUUUUGAGUGUGACUUCUCUGCUGAGGUUUGGAGAUUAAUAACACAAAAGCUUAGGUUAUCAUCCCCUCCGUUUCUCUGGGAUCAGAUCCUCCUUUGGCUACCGACAGCUUCUGCAUCAAAGCACCAAAAACUUGCUCUCCUUCAAGGUUGGCAGGGUGCAAUCUUUGAACUGUGGCGAGAGAGAAAUCGACGCUUUCAUGAGGGUCUCUCCCUCUCUCCAGUUACAAUAGCAACGCUCAUCAUUUCCACAUUGAAUAAUAAGUGUAAUGCAAUGCUUCAGCUGGGCUUAAAGCGUGGGAUUUCUCUUCUUCAAUGCUGGGCUAAUUAA
Messenger RNA from Capsella rubella, 609 nucleotides. RefSeq lists its product as uncharacterized. The coding region runs from base 1 to 609 and encodes 202 amino acids. The record is from RefSeq and is a predicted model, not a curated record. NCBI's taxonomy places the organism in Eukaryota, Viridiplantae, Streptophyta, Magnoliopsida, Brassicales, Brassicaceae. The transcript has a single exon.